Molecule: messenger RNA, 393 nt
Organism: Plasmodium fragile
Lineage: Eukaryota; Apicomplexa; Aconoidasida; Haemosporida; Plasmodiidae
Exons: 1
Coding region: 1-393 (130 amino acids)
Source: RefSeq, a predicted model, not a curated record
AUGCACUGUGCAGUCUUCAACCUUUUGAUUUACGAAACACUUUUGUGCAAAGCCAUCCAUACAUCUAAAAAGCUAACAUCAGAAUUAAAAGCGACAAAUUUGUUUUUUUCCCAUCCACUGUGUAAUGAGAAGAAAUUAUUCUCCAAGAAGAUAAAUUCAUUCAGAGAUAAUUAUUUCAUGAAUAGAAAGUCGGAAAAAAAAACACAGACGAGGAACAUGUACACCCUUGCAGAAAACAACCACAAGAGUUUAAUCGACAAUCUUAAGGACAGAGGCAUAAUUGACGAUGACGACGUGUACGAAACGAUGCUACAGGUUGGUGCAAAUGUGAGAGGGACCCAUUGGGGGAGGGAGAGAGAGAGAGAAAAAAAAAAAAGAGGGUUCCUCACUUGA